Molecule: messenger RNA, 846 nt
Organism: Penicillium diatomitis
Lineage: Eukaryota; Fungi; Ascomycota; Eurotiomycetes; Eurotiales; Aspergillaceae
Product: cytochrome c oxidase assembly protein COX14
Exons: 2
Coding region: 1-846 (281 amino acids)
Source: RefSeq, a predicted model, not a curated record
AUGUCCCGAUCCGCAGCGGAUGCGACGCGGUUCACGGCCACGGGGCCCUACGCCAGCUCCAAGGCCGGCAGUGCACCCUACGAGCUCCCCAGCUUCAUGCAAUCAAAGGACAGCAGCAAGCCCAUCAAGCCCUCUGCGCCUCAGACCGGUCCCGAUGGCAAACCCGAGACACCGAAACAAAAAGUUGAGCGUCUUCGGGCGCAGGCACGGGCGGCCCGGAUGGCUCAACAGACCUCCGGCAUGGAUCGGUGGAUCGAGUCUGGACGGAAGUUUGCGAAUCGCGCACACAAAGGCAUGGUUUACACGUUGAUUGUGGCAUCUGGUGUAUGUGGUGUUCUGACAGUCUACUCCAUGGUCUCACUGACCCUCUACAACCGACGUCAACGCGCGCUGUGGAUCGAAAAGGAAGUCGAGUCUCUCAAGCAAGCCCGUCUCGCUCAGGCCAGUGGUACCGCCACCGCCGAACAAUUAGAGAUCAUCGAAAAGGAAGAGAUUGGGGAGAUUGUCAAGCGCAAGCGCGCCGAGGAAAAGGCACAGCGACCUUGGGCCAAGGCCAAGCGCUUCUUGUUCGAGAAGUUAAGCCCCGAGGAUGCUUCUGUCUCCUCGUCUGCCGCUGGCUCAGUCGCAGCUGCUUCAUCAAUGCCCGCUGCUAUUGAGAGCUCAACGCCCAGUGUGACCGAGGCCGUCCAGGCUCAGCAGGCAUUUGAUGAAGCCAAGACCAAGGCUCAGGCCACGUCUGGUGCGCCCGUACUCGUACCGGGACAGUUGGACGUUCUGGCAGAGAAUAUGGAGCUGGCGGCCAAGCAGAACACACGCAGUUGGACGAGUUGGAUUACUGGUCGAUGA